UCUAUGGUUGGUUCGGUAUUUUAUUUCAUUAACUUCGGCCACUUCGAAAACUUAAGCUAGUGGGCUCGACUUUUUGACAAUUUAAAGCGAACUACCGAUGAAUGAGCAUUCUCUCGCCGUUAAUUAAAUCAUCACUCCAAAAAUCCAACCCAACUCUAUCCUGGGCAUGGUGUCAUGUGUUUUCAGGCCCUAACAGCUGGUGAACUGAGUUAAAUUUUUCAACAAACAAAAAAGCAACCAUCACCCGAGAACCAUGACGGCGGAGCGAUCCGGACACGUUUCCUUCAAAGUCCAAGACGACAAAAUCAAUGACGAAGAUGAUGAUGUCGCCAUGGAUAUACCAUCGGUGAAUAAGCGGCUUGGACAGCUGCGUCCAUCCAGAGAACUUUUGGAGUAUUAUCGGAAGAAGAUAGCUGAGUUUGAUGGGGAGCAUGAGGACAUGCUGAGUAGACUUGAACAGUACAAGAUGACCUAUGAACAGCAGCACAAGUUGGAGUGGGAACUAAGACAGCGUGAAGAAGAGAUUGCAGAGUUACAGAAGGCCCUGAGUGAUAUGCAAGUGUACCUCUUCCAAGAGAGGGACCACGUCCUAAGACUCUUUGCUGAGAACGACCGACUCAAGAUACAGGAACUUGAGGACAGAAAGAGAAUCCAGCAUCUGCUGUCACUUUCAGGCCCAGCAGGUCCUGAAGUAACCUACUUCCAUAAAGAGCCUCCUGCAAGAGCCAUUGUCAAACAGAAACACCCACAGAAGAGAUACCCAAACACAGAAAAUGAAAAAUUGGGUUUAAAAGCUGAAGUGCCCCUCAGGCCUCAGGGCAACAGGGCGAGGAGAGAGGCCCAGGAUAGGUUAGCUGCUAAGUCGACCACAGCUAAACAGCGUCCGUACAGUGCCAAACCAAAAGCUGUCCCCUCGGACGCCACAAACAACGCCGAUCAUCAGGCAGAUGCAGAGAUCCUGAUGCUACAGAUAGAAGCCUUACAGUCCCAGAUGAAGGAGCAAACGGAGGCAGCUAGAGAGCAGACGGAAUCAUUGAUGGAGGAUCGGAGAGUUCGCAUCGAAGAGAUGCAGACGAUCAUCGAGAGGGAUCGCAGCAAGAUACAGUCCCUCAAUGAAAAAUUACACCGCACACAACUGAUGUUAUACGACAGCACCAAAGACUACUUGGAGCUAAAGUAUGAAGGGCGGUCUCACGAGAGAGGAUGGAUGGCCGAGAAGGACCAUCUACUCCAAGAACUUGACCACUGUAAGGAGCAGCUGAACGUCUCGAAAGACGAUGUCCUGGUCAUCUCGGAUCAUGUCGUGGAGCAGCACCAGACGCAGAACAUGGAAAUAGAGUCAUUAGAGAACCAGGUACAGCAGGCUCAGAAGCUAGCGGACAUGUAUCGUGAGCAGGUAAUCGGACUUGAGGAUGAACUGGCCCGCAUCAGGGAGAGAGAUGACGUCAGUAAAGACGCUUACAAGGACAAGGUUGCCAAGCUUGCCAAGCGACUUCACCUGAUGAACCAACGGUAUGAGGCACUGGAGAAGAGACGCAAUCUGGAGAUUGAAGGCUUCAAGAACGAUACUCGAAUCCUUAGGACUCGCCUCAAGGAAGUGGAAAAGCAACUUUAUAAGGUAACUGUCGGCGUGGGAGAAGAUGGCGACAUGUUCAUGCUUCAUGACGUUCAUCAGACGACCAAACGAUCAAAGAAAAUGCAGAGCGAACUUCACCAACUAAAGGCCCUCAUAUACGGCAUGGAAACAGACCUUAGACACUUGUGAUGACCCUUGCACAUAAACACUGCCCUCUAGUGGUGAACAAUAGACAGGUCUAAUGAGUCUGGCCAGGCCAGUUUAAACUGUUCCAACCUUGACACUCGAUGCUUUGUUUUUUGGAUGAGGAGAGUCCUUCCUUUCGAUAGCAAACAGAGCCUAAUUUCAUGUCUGCGCUUACGGCCAAUUGAUUCACAUGCUUUACAGAGCACUGCAAGCAUAGAAAAGGCUUUUCAAACACCGUCAUGUGAAAUACAUUUGUACAGGAUUGGCACUAAACAGUGUGAUAACGAGAGAUUCCUUAAACACGCCUUGAAAUAACCAUAAGCACCCAUAGCAAUGCCCUUUUCAAAGUUCCAAUAUAAAUUUACAUUUUCGACACAGAAGUGCCCCAUUACCAGAGGGAAAUUUAUGUGCCCCAUCUGAUGACUUGGCUCUCACAUGCACAAGGGCUGCUUUGGUAUAAAAAAAGGCCAAGGAAGUUGUUUUAUCCAUCUUUAAACAAAAUACAUGAAUCAUUUUGAUGUAGUUUAGACAUGCUUGUUGAUGAAAUUUUGUAAUAAGUUUUUACACCUGAGGGUAUUAAAAAAAAAACGUUUUGUAAAUAAAAAAAUGUAGCUUUUAUAAACCAAUUCAAAUCUUUUCUUGUACUUUUUACCAUAUCUUUUUUGUACAUAAAAAUAACCAUGAUUAUAGAAGAUGUUAAGCAAGAUGUUAAGCUUUGCAUUGUGUGAAAAGUAAGACGAAACUACUAAGAAAGAACCUAUCAAUCCACUUCCAUUUGGUUUAGGGUGCUAAGAUAUUUAGCUUCAGAUUUUGAUGACCUACAACAAAAAAGACACACUGCCACAAAGCAAUAUUAUGUAACUCUCUUUCUGUGUUAUUCCACGCCGAGUCCAAUGAACAUUACAUACUAGUAUUAGAUACAUACAUAAAUCUUAUAUAACAUGCACUCUGUUGGGAACAGACAGCCCCUCAUGUGUCGACACCAAUUGUACAAUACUAAACAAUCACUCUGCUACCUGGCAACUCGGGUUGAUCGUCUCAACCCUAGCCUUUUGUCAAGGCCCUUCGUGGCGUAAGCAGCAAAGCGACUGGAACAGUCGCUUUGGAUCGCAGCUCUCCAAGCCACGAAAGCCUUGACACAAGGCCAUCUCAACCCCAGCUCACCCUCAACAUAAGAGCUACUGAUACAAAACUGUAAAAUGAAUGCUAUACAUUAGUCUGGCCCCAGGGCCCACAUUGUGACACUGGUGACCCUAUCAUACAUGAGUCCUCAUUCAAAGGGUUAGCACCAAACCAUGGGGCCAAUGCUUAAGGCUUUUGGCCAAUAGCCUUUUUGAGGUACGGCAAAUUCCCUAAAACCUAUAAGUGUUGUGUCCACCAUUUCUCAAAAUGGUUUCCUGAAGUGGGUAUCCACACUUGUGGAAAUAAAAUGCCAACCCCGAUGAUGGAUGCUUAAACAAAGUGCAGAAUUUCUGCUACUCUUAAUGUGUCCAAAUGCUUUUACACUUUCAACCCAAAAGCGUGUGCUAAUGUACACUGAACAGUGCAUGCGUAACAAUAUAUCAAAAUGUGUCAGAAUUUGAGAAUUUUUUUAAUUCUUCAUAAAAUAGGUCUAUAAACAGAGUGAUAAAAGUUAUUAUUACAAAUUACCGCUUUUUUACCAUCCCUUGGGAAACCAACACAAAAACUUCCCUUAAUGCAAAUAGAAAAUAUCGUCUCAUGUCUUCUCCACACACUGUUUUGUUUUAUUUAUUAAAUUGUCACAAUUUUUCUUCCGAGUCGUUCCCUGAAAUAAAUGGUGCGAAAAAGUUGGCAAGUAAUAUUCUUUGGGAUUCUUCACUCCUCUUCCAACUCUAGCGUGUAGUUGGUGUGGAAGACAGGGUGGAAUAGAAAUGC
This is a messenger RNA of Asterias rubens (European starfish), 3658 nucleotides long. Its product is annotated as coiled-coil domain-containing protein 77-like. The transcript is spliced from 10 exons. Gene Ontology annotation, cellular component: centrosome. The coding region runs from base 254 to 1765 and encodes 503 amino acids. The record is from RefSeq and is a predicted model, not a curated record. NCBI's taxonomy places the organism in Eukaryota, Metazoa, Echinodermata, Asteroidea, Forcipulatida, Asteriidae.